AUAGCAAUACACAGCUUUGCGUAACCAAUACAGGAAGGCAUUUAAAGGCGCCUCUGCCGCCACAGACCUUGCAGUUAACUCCGCCCUGACCUACGCUUCUUAAUGCAGUUCCUGAUGCAGGCUCCCUUCCUGAUCGCCCUGGGCUUGCUUUUCGCGGCCCCUGCGCAAGCCUACCUGAAAAAGCUCGGUAGCUUCUCCUGGGAUAACUGUGAUGAAGGAAAGGACCCUGCGGUGAUCAGAAGCCUGACUCUGGAGCCUGACCCCAUCAUCAUUCCUGGGAAUGUGACCCUCAGUGUCGUGGGCAGCACCAGUGUUCCUCUGACUUCUCCUCUGAAGUUGGAAUUAGUUCUGGAGAAGGAAGUGGCUAGCCUCUGGAUCAAGAUCCCAUGCACAGACUACAUUGGCAGCUGUACCUUUGAAAACUUCUGUGAUGUGCUUGACAUGUUAAUUCCUACUGGGGAGCCCUGCCCAGAGCCCCUGCAUACCUAUGGGCUUCCUUGCCACUGUCCCUUCAAAGAAGGAACCUACUCACUGCCCAAGAGCGAAUUUGUUUUGCCUCACCUGGAGCUGCCCAGUUGGCUCACCACCGGGAACUACCGCAUAGAGAGCGUCCUAAGCAACAGUGGGAAGCGUCUGGGCUGCAUCAAGAUUGCUGCCUCUCUAAAGGGCAUAUAACGUGGCAUCUGCCACAGCAGAAUGGAGCAGUGUGAGGAAGGUCCCUUUUCCUCUGUUUUGUGUUUGCCAAGGCCAAACUCCCCCUCUCUGCCCCGCUUUAAUCCUCUUUCUACAAUGAGUCUGCUACCCUCACUGAAAAUCAUUUUGUGCCACUUAUAUUUUAGGCUGGGGCAAGCAGCCCUGACCUAAGGGAGGAUGAGUUGGGCAGUUCUUGAUAGCCCAGGGCAUCUGCUGGGCUGACCACGUUACUCAUCCCGGUUAACAUUCGCUCUUUCUCUCUAAAGAGCCUCGUUCAUUUCCAAAGCACUUAAGGAAUGGGAACCAGAGUGUUUUAGGACCUGAAGAAUCUUUAUAACUUUCUCUCUCUCACUCUUUUUUUUUUUUGUCACUAAGUUAAAAGCAAAGUGAGAGUAUUAACAUUUUUGUUCUCCUCCAACCCCCUGUUAAAUGAAGGGGCGAAAGUAUUUGCUCUUAGUCUAUUCCUCCCUUAACUUCUGUGACUAAUUUUAAUUUCCUUUCUAGAUUUUCCCAAUUAAUACUAGGGUGCAGUGUAUCCUGGAGAGGUAGGGUGUCGGGGGGAGGAAUCCCUUGGGGGAGAUAUUAGGGGUGCUCCGUUGUUUACAAACUCAGGUACCCGCAGGGCUUAGCAAGAGACUUAAAUGAGUGACAAGAACCUUGAGAAACAAGUUGCUUCCAGGCUUGAUUUCGACUUUUCCCUUUUUUUUUGGAGACAGAGUCUCACUUUGUCACCAGGCUGGAGUGCAGUGGCGCAAUCUCAGCUCACUGCAACCUCUGCCUCCUGGGUUCAAGCGAUUCUCCUGCCUCAGCCUCCCAAGUAGCUUGGACUACAGGCGCCCACCAUCACGCCUGGCUAAUUUUUGUAUUUUUAGUACAGAUGGGGUUUCACCGUGUUGGUCAGGAUGGUCUCGAUCUCUUGACCUCAUGAUCUGCCCACUUGGCCUUGGAAAGUGCUGAAUUACAGUUGUGAGCCACUACGCCCAGCUGAUUUUUCCUUUUUGAUUAAAGAUACUAUUACAAUGUAAAUAUUUCUUAUACAGAAAGUCACAGCACAUGUGCCCAUUGAUACAAGGCCGCUGAGGCCUGGUCUCCACUUGGAAAUAUAAUUAAGGGUGACAAGGACUGGAGUAAGUUGGAGAGUGCAUAGCCAGUCUGUGAAGACAACUGCUACCUAGCUAUGACCAGUCAGUGCCACACAAGAAUGGUGUGGGCCCAGUAUUAUCAGAUACUGGCAAUACUUCAGCCUGGUGACAGAGUGAGACUCUUGUCUCAAAAAAAAA
Rhinopithecus roxellana (golden snub-nosed monkey) is the source of this 1973-nucleotide messenger RNA. It is a transcript of the gene GM2A, whose product is annotated as GM2 ganglioside activator. NCBI's taxonomy places the organism in Eukaryota, Metazoa, Chordata, Mammalia, Primates, Cercopithecidae. The coding region runs from base 103 to 675 and encodes 190 amino acids. Gene Ontology annotation, cellular component: cytoplasmic side of plasma membrane. Gene Ontology annotation, biological process: ganglioside catabolic process; lipid transport. The transcript is spliced from 4 exons. The record is from RefSeq and is a predicted model, not a curated record. Gene Ontology annotation, molecular function: enzyme activator activity; lipid carrier activity.